Molecule: messenger RNA, 2978 nt
Organism: Puccinia graminis f. sp. tritici CRL 75-36-700-3
Lineage: Eukaryota; Fungi; Basidiomycota; Pucciniomycetes; Pucciniales; Pucciniaceae
Exons: 5
Coding region: 79-2583 (834 amino acids)
Biological process (GO): mRNA splicing, via spliceosome
Cellular component (GO): catalytic step 2 spliceosome
Molecular function (GO): RNA helicase activity; RNA binding; ATP binding
Source: RefSeq, a predicted model, not a curated record
GGAUCGCCCCACAAUCCAAACACACAAGAAUCAGAACUCAGCCUCAAUUCUCAAACCGAGCCGGGCAGUCAACUCAAAAUGGGCAUGGGUCCAUCCCCCGUCGUGGGCUCGAACGGUUCCUCCAAACCAGCUUCAAGCAGAGCCUCUACUCCCAAUGGCGGUCCGAAACAGCCGCUGUCAAUCGAAACGUUACUUGCUCAGCAAAAGGCGGAAAAGGAGGCGGCUAGUAAGCCGAAAUUUUUGUCGAAGGAGCAAAGAGCUGCGUUGGCGAUUGCCAAACGAGAGCAAGAAGUUGCAGCUGAAAAGGCCCGACUUGCCGAAGCUGCUGCCAAGCGAGAAGAGCUAGAACGGAGUGCACGGGAGGCGAAGUACGGAUCGUACUCAUCGCGCAACAGCAGUCGGAAUGGAUCGUCUGAACACUCAUACAACUAUAACGAUCGGAGAGGAUCCAGUUCAUCAAGAGUCGACAUGGAGGGUGUCCCUACGGCACCAAAAGCUCUGCGGGGAAAAAAUUCAACUGGCGGAACUUCCUCCUCCGGCCCAGGUCCCUCAUCCCUUCGCAACUCUUACAAGCCAGACUCAACCACAAACGGCUCCUCAUCAUCUGCCGACCACACAUCAUCAUCCAUGCAACCCCCUACCCACCCCGCAUCAUCCGUCACUCCCGAUCAGCAUGGUAACAGUCAACUGCCCAGUACCGAGCCCAUGCUUGGGACUGCCCCUCCACCAGUCCUCAAUCAAAAGCUUCUCAUGGCGCGUUACUUGGGCCAACCCGAUAACAAGAAGCGGAGGAUCAGGAAAAUGUCUGACAAGAAGUUCGUCUUCGAUUGGGCCAAAGACGAAGAUACUGCCUUGGAAGAGGUCGAUCCCCUGUAUGCCAUUACCGUCCCUUCCGCUCCACCACCAAACCAUUCGUCUAAUCACCAUGGUGGAAGCCAUAGUCGAGGAAGCGUGCCACCUCCGACCACGACUGCCGUGCAGCUGGUUGGAAGAUUCGGCUUGUACGGUAAUGGGAAGCUUGCAGGAAUCGAUCCUGCCGUCCAGACCAACAAAUCGGCGGCCCGGGAGCUAGCUCAGCGACGACUAGACCCGGAGGAUGAAGUACUGACAUCAAGGCCCUGUGAGGCAGGCUCGAAACGCAGCUCAGCGGUGGUCAAUGAGCUUCAUUGGAGUCAGAAACCAUUGAACGCAAUGCGGGAUCGUGAUUGGAGGAUCUUCCGAGAAGAUUUCUCGAUCGCUGCGCGUGGUGGAAACAUUCCGAACCCGAUGCGAUCCUGGGAAGAAUCGAAGCUACCAUUACAGAUCUUGGAGAUCAUCGAUGAAGUAGGCUAUAAGGAACCUUCGCCGAUCCAACGACAAGCUAUCCCAUUAGGCUUGAAUAAUCGCGAUUUGAUCGGAAUAGCUGAAACCGGUUCCGGGAAAACCGCUUCGUUUGUGAUUCCGAUGUUGACGUACAUCGGCAAACUUCCGCCAUUAACCGACGACAAUCGGCACCUGGGACCGUAUGCUCUAAUUUUAGCGCCUACACGAGAAUUGGCCCAACAGAUCGAGGUAGAAACCAACAAGUUUGCGCUCAGAUUAGGCUACCGAUGUGUCUCGAUUGUCGGAGGAAAGGCCAUGGAAGAGCAAGCGUUGAACAUGCGCGAUGGGGCCGAGAUCAUCAUCGCAACGCCUGGUCGACUGAAGGAUUGUAUCGAGCGACAUGUGCUGGUUUUGGGCCAAUGCACUUACGUGGUCAUGGACGAAGCAGAUAGGAUGAUCAAUCUGGGCUUCGAAGAGGUCGUCAACUUCAUUCUCGACCAGCUACCCUUGAGCAAUCUCAAACCUGAUACAGAGGAAGCUGAAGAUUCAAGCAAGAUGACCAGCUUUGUCGGUGGAGUUGAAGGUUUCGAUCUGACAGGUGCCAAAGGCCUUUACCGUCAAACCGUGAUGUUUUCAGCGACAAUGCCGCCAGCGGUGGAACGUCUAGCCAAGAAAUAUCUCCGAAGACCAGCGGUAGUGACGAUUGGAGUGGCAGGACAAGCGGUGGACACGGUGGACCAACAAGUCGAGUUCCUGCCGAAUGAAGACAAGAAGCGAGGGCGUCUACUCGAGGUGCUCAACCAAGGCCACACCCCGCCGAUCAUCGUCUUUGUCAACCAGAAGAAGACCGCCGACCAGCUGGCCAAGGACAUCAGUCGAGCCGGCUGGUCCACUACCACCUUGCAUUCUGGGAAGAACCAGGAACAGAGAGAGGCCGCGCUUGCUUCCCUCCGUGCUGGAGAGUCCGACAUCCUCGUGGCUACCGAUUUGGCUGGUCGUGGAAUCGACGUUCCAGAUGUCGGUUUGGUCGUCAACUUCCAGAUGGCUGGCACGAUCGAGGCCUAUGUGCAUCGUAUAGGUCGAACCGGUCGGGCUGGGAAAGUGGGAACAGCGAUCACGUUCUUAACCAACGACGAUGCGGAUGUGAUGUAUGAUCUGAAGCAAGAGAUCAUGAAGAGUCCGGUGUCCAAGUGUCCUCCCGAGCUUGCCAAGCACGAGGCCGCCCAAUCCAAGAUGUCUGCGGCUAUGAAACGACGCGCCGCCGAUCUCGACGACGGCUGAGCUCUUUGUUUUCCCCUUCUUCCCUCCGCUCUUGGUUCCGCCUCUCUCUCUGCUUCUUGUUAUAUGUACUCCGAUCAGAAGAUCAUCCACCAUAUCCUUUCCAGCAAUCAAAACAUGAUUCCAACUCUUGGCGGGUCUCCUUUGUCCCCCUCGCUUAUUUGUCCACCCCCCCCCCCCGUCUCUCUGUCUUCACAUGCGGGAUUGGUCAUACGCCCCCUCCCGCAAAAAACAGCCUGAUUUGGUCAACAUGUGGCAUUAUUAUCAUCGGCUUUGAAGAAACAAGAUCUGCAUUCUUCUUCAUAACCAGCACUUUUUUGUUAAAAAAAAAGCAAGAUACCAUCCCAAGAUGAAAAAUCCCCUCGUGACAUAACUUGUCUGACAAAAAUGAACUGUGA